Lachancea thermotolerans CBS 6340 is the source of this 1227-nucleotide messenger RNA. RefSeq names its product Rmd1p (gene RMD1). Lineage: Eukaryota; Fungi; Ascomycota; Saccharomycetes; Saccharomycetales; Saccharomycetaceae. The record is from RefSeq and is a predicted model, not a curated record. The transcript has a single exon. The coding region runs from base 1 to 1227 and encodes 408 amino acids.
AUGUCGCGGCCAGAACGAGAGCCUUUACUGGCUGCUACAGGCGGAGCAGGCCGCUCGAAGAACUCACCAAGCGCAGAUAUCCCCAUUGUUCAAGGAAACAAAUUAAAUGCUCCUAAGGCUUCCAAGAUUGGCGCCCAGAGAACCUCUCGGACAGCGCAGAAGUUGAAACUCCUCCCCGAAGAACCAUUUAAUAGACCGGAAGACUUGCUUUUGGGUAACGCAGACCGAGACGUUUAUUCUCAGGUCAAUAGAAUCACUGAUACCCCUGCCCGGAGAGAUGCCGAAAAGCUAGGAAAGGGUCAACGGCACCUUCUCCCUAGGGUGACCGCGUACUGUACAUCAAGCGCAUACAAUAUGAAGGAACUGGUACGAUGGUUGAAGGGCUGCAAGAAAGCGCACCAUACCCAUCCAAAGUUAUUUGAUGAGUGCUUAUUUACCCCGUUCAUCUACACCGAUUGGAGAGGAGAUAAAAGAUUUAAAGACGAAGAUGUAAUAAGGUUGGACGACGAGGGAGGAGAAAUCAAUGUCAGCGACAAACAACCAGACUUGUUCAUAUUUGAGUACGGUGUUAUCGUCAUGUGGGGCUUCACCGAACGAGAGGAGAAGGCGUUCUUGAAUGAUGUUGAAAAGUUUGAGAAAGAGAAACUGGCAGAGGAGGAUGUGCAAGUGGAACAGUUCAAUUACUACAUUACGCAAAGCUAUCAGCCCAGAAUUUACAACGAUUUCAUAACAUUGAGGGAUGGAUCCAACUAUAUGGUUAAACUUUCCAUUUCCCAUGCUAUUGCACAAAGCGUGAAGAUCUCGCUAUUCGAAGAGUUAGUGGAUAACACGAUAGAAGAUACUCAAGACAUUCCUCAGCAAAUCGCAUCGAGCGGUAAGGUAUCCAUGGGUAAGGCGGAUAUUAUGAAAAGCAUAGGAGAGCUCUUCAUUCUCAGGAUCAACAUCAACCUACAUGGGUCGGUGCUGGAUUCGCCUGAGAUCAUGUGGUCAGAGCCGCAACUCGAGCCCAUAUACCACGCCACAAGAGGUUAUUUGGAAAUCAAUCAAAGAGUGGCGUUGCUCAAUCAAAGGCUAGAGGUCAUCUCAGAUCUUCUUCAGAUGCUGAAGGAGCAGCUUGGCCAUUCACACGAAGAAUACUUGGAAUUUAUCAUCAUAGUGCUGGUCGGGGUUGAAGUUUUAAUUUCGCUCAUAAAUAUCGUCGUGGACCUUCUCUCAGAAGCUCGCUAA